CUCGCAGUCCCACUACGUCCGCGGACUUUCAAUGGGGAAGUUUACUGGUGGGAAAAUCCACAAAAACUCGUCCAAAAUUCAAAGGCCGCCAGUCCGAACGGAAAGCGCCCCAGACGACGCCGACGCGCGCGUCUUUUCAACCCCCUGAAAAUCGAUGCUAGAGCACAUUUGACAAAGUAAUUUCGAGAAAGAUCGCCCAUAAACGUAAAAUGAAAGUGCACGAGCUGGCUGAUACGGGGCCAACGCCUGGGGCUGUGGACCAGGAGAUGGCCGGCGCCCAGGACACCAUCUAUCUGUGCAACUUUAGGGUGUCCGUCGAUGGCGAAUGGUUGUGCUUGAAGGAGCUGCAAGACGUCGAAUUCAACAUGCACGAAUCGGUCAAUGGCAAGCUCGUGUCUUCGAGCCACCCGGAGGCCGUGCCCCUGUUCGGCCGAGACCCGGCGGUGAUCGAGCGCAGCAACCUGGUCAACAUCAGCAAGCUGGUGGUGAAAGAGCUCAUCGAGCAAUCGCUAAAGUAUGGCCGGAUGCUGGAUUCGGACCACAUGCCGCUGCAGCAUUUCUUCAUCGUGCUAGAACACGUGCUGCGGCACGGGCUCAAGCCCAAGAAAGGCCUGCUGGGCCCCAAGAAAGAGCUGUGGGACAUUCUGCAGAUGGUGGAAAAGUACGCGCCCGAGGCGCAAGAUAUCACAGCCAGCGUGAGGGACUUGCCCACCGUGAGGACGCACCUGGGGCGCGCUAGGGCUUGGCUGCGGCUCGCCCUGAUGCAGAAGAAGCUGGCCGACUACUUGAAGGUGCUGCUUGACCACAAGGACGAGGCCCUGGCUGAGUACUUUGAGCCGGACGCGCUUAUGCUGAGCGACGAAGCCAUCGUGAUCAUCGGGCUGCUGGUGGGCCUCAAUGUGAUCGACUGCAACUUGUGCGUCAAGGAGGAGGACCUGGACUGUCCACAAGGCGUGAUCGACUUCUCCUUGUACCUGCGCUCGCCCAGCCACGUGUCCUGCGACUCGGCCAGCGACGAGCAGGACCACAUGGUGGCUGUGCUGGAUCAGAAGAACUAUAUCGAGGAGCUAAACCGGCAUUUGAAUGCCACCGUGGCCAACUUGCAGACCAAAGUGGAGAGUCUGACCACCACCAAUGUGCUAAUGAAAGAGGACAUGGCAAUCGCUCGAAACAACCUGCUGGCCCUGUAUGAUGAGAACCGUAUGCUGCGCGAACAGAUCGGCAUGGACCCAGCUGGGGACGUGACGAGCUUCAGCGGCGCUAACAUCGUGCGUUCGCGCGACAGCGAAGGCAGCGCCGAUACUGGCGAUAUUGAACAGCUCAGGCAGCGCCUGGAGGAGGAGCAGAAACAGCGACAGGAGGCCGAUCAUGAGCUGGAAAUUCAGACGUGCCUCAAAGCCGAAAUGGAGGUGGCCAUGAAACUGCUGGAAAAGGACAUUCACGAGAAACAGGACACUAUAGUGUCGCUGCGCAGACAGUUGGACGACAUCAAGCUGAUCAAUCUCGAAAUGUACAAGAAGCUGCAGGACUGUGAGGCGACUUUAGGCCAUAAAACUGAGUUAGUAGACAAGCUAGAGGCUAAGGCGCAAACUAUGACAGACACUGUACAUACUCUCGAAGUUAAGUUGAAGGAGUGCGAGGAAAACCGAUUGUCCACUGAGCAUGCCAGGCGCAGGCUGCACCAGCAGACCAUCCAGGUGGAAGAGCAGGCCACCAAUGUGGAGGAGGACCUGAAGGUGGAGCGCGAAUGGCGGAUGUCCUUGCAGGACACCAUGCAGCAGGACCGCGAGCGAAUUGCCAAGCUCAUGCAUGAAAACGGCCAGCUGAAGAUCGUUGCAGAUAAAUACGCCACUCUGCAAGAGGUAUAUUACACGCUGAAGGACAACUGUUUGGAGCAGGAGCAAGCGCUGGAGGAGCUGGGAGUGGAGUUGCGGGACAGCAAGCUGCAGAUAUCCGAGCUGAAAGAGGAGCUGACGAGAAGAUCGGACGGCGCCUGGGUGGACGACAGUGCCGUGAUCCACUGCAAGGCUUGCAAGAAGGAGUUCGGCCUCACCAGGCGAAAGCACCAUUGUCGGAACUGUGGCGACAUUUUCUGCAACGCCUGCUCGGACAAUUCCAUGUCUUUGCCAUCGUUCUCCAAGCCGGUGAGAGUGUGCGACGACUGCAAUGUGAAACUAUCUGGCCACUAUGGCUAGUCUUUAACUCUUGGAAAGCUGACAAAGAGACAUUGUCCUAUUUGUGUUUUCUACAAUGUUGCAUUAUAUGAUACUAUAUUGAUUGAAAAGCAA
Molecule: messenger RNA, 2288 nt
Organism: Dendroctonus ponderosae (mountain pine beetle)
Lineage: Eukaryota; Metazoa; Arthropoda; Insecta; Coleoptera; Curculionidae
Product: RUN and FYVE domain-containing protein 2
Exons: 10
Coding region: 210-2195 (661 amino acids)
Cellular component (GO): cytoplasm
Molecular function (GO): metal ion binding
Source: RefSeq, a predicted model, not a curated record